Chilo suppressalis (striped riceborer) is the source of this 1001-nucleotide messenger RNA. The record is from the annotation of a GenBank genome assembly. NCBI's taxonomy places the organism in Eukaryota, Metazoa, Arthropoda, Insecta, Lepidoptera, Crambidae.
GUGCUCGAACGUCACAGUGUUCACAUCCAAUCGUGCCAGGACUUUUAAAUCAAACAUGAAUACGCGGUGUUUACUAGUGCUCGCGGCCGCCCUCGGCGUAGCUGUGGCCCAAGAAUCCUUCAAAUGCCCAGACGAUUUCGGCUUCUACCCACACCACAUCUCCUGCGACAAAUACUGGAAGUGCGACAACGGCGCCGCUGAACUCAAGACAUGCGGCAACGGUCUUGCCUUCGACGCUUCAGACUCAAAAUACCUGACCGAGAACUGCGACUACCUCCACAAUGUCGAGUGCGGAGACAGGACACAGCUUGAGGCCCCAAUCUCCACACCCCACUGCUCGCGGCUGUACGGCAUCUUCCCCGAUGAUGCCAAAUGCGACGUGUUCUGGAACUGCUGGAACGGCGAGGCGUCCCGCUACCAGUGCAGCCCUGGCCUUGCUUACGACAGAGAGUCGCGCGUCUGCAUGUGGGCCGACCAGGUGCCCGAGUGCAAGAACGAAGAGGUAGCCAACGGAUUCUCUUGCCCCGCCCCCGGUGAGGUAUCGAACGCGGGCUCAUUCAGCCGUCACGCCCACCCUGAGGACUGCCGCAAGUACUACAUCUGUCUGGAGGGCGUCGCCCGCGAGUACGGUUGCCCCAUCGGCACAGUCUUCAAGAUCGGCGAUUCCGAUGGCACUGGCAACUGCGAAGACCCCGAAGAUGUUCCCGGAUGCGAGGACUACUAUGGUGACCUGGAUCUGAAGACCAUCCGCAAGAGCGAGCUCCUGGCUGGUCUCCAGCAAGACGGCGGCUCUCGCGUCACCCAGAAGCAUCUCAAACCCCGUCCAGUCCAAAAGGAAAACUAAACUCUUCCGCCCACCUUUAACCUCUUAAUACUCAUAUCGUUAUCUACAUUACAAAAUCAUUUUCGCACCGAAAGCAACAGCGUCGCACACUGGCAGUUAUAAAUAAAAAUAAGAAUGUUACUUUCCGUGCGUAAAGGUUUUGUUCCAGGUUCAAAUU